UAUGAUUCCGCUCAUUGAGUAAUGAAUGACGCAGAUAUGCUUUUUGGGAAUAAAAAAGGGUUCCUGGUCAUCACGCUUCCCAACAAAACCGAUGUUGUGGCCUCUAAAAACUGUUAGCGCAACUUUUCGACAAAUCGGAAGUGGCCACCCUGAGGAUCGUACGGUAAACAAGUCAAUUUCGUGUUAAAGAGCUGCCAACAAUAUCGGAAGCAAACAUCCUUCUUCCGAUGAAUGGACACCACUCUCAUCUCGUUCAGGACUUGGCUAAUAUUGGUGGUAUUGAUGUGGCAAGACAUUGAGAGCGUGAUCCUGCCCACGCCCACGGAUCCGUCCAUGGAUCCGCAUCAUAGACUCUUGUCCCAUCAUCAAAGCGUGGACCCUUUGCACAACCAAUACCAGCAUCACCAUCAACAAUACCGGGCCGAGUAUCAUCACUACUAUCAGCAACACCACCAGGCCCAGCACCAUCAGUUUGUUCAAGAGCAACAAUUGGACUUGAGCACCAAUGCCAAUGGCAAUGCCUUGUCCGAGACCCCGCCCUUGACCUCCUCCCAAACAACCGCCUCAUCCUCGCCCUCAUCCACCGAUGUCACGAACAUCAAGUGCGAACCUGAUUCUUCGACCUCCAGGUCCCAGACCUCUAACAUCCGAGGCCUUAGUAGCGAAGUCACCGUUCGGAUAAGUCCGGCAGCCAGCGGCGGUGGCACUGGUGGAAGUGCCGGCGGAGGGUCCAAUGGAAGUAGUUCGGGUAACCCGACUCAUGGUGACCAUCACAGCUUAUCCGUGUACCCGUCUAGUGUGGGCGGUGGAGGCUCACCCACGCCCAGUGGAUACCUCCAUCACAACGGUUACUCCCCCUUCUCCAGUGUGCCUCUGGAGAACAACAACUCCACAAAAGAUUGUUACUCAUCAGCAGCGGCCGCUGCAGCUACCUCAUCUCACCAGGCCCAAUAUGAGCAACAUCAGCGCUUGAUGGCGGCCUCCCAUCAGAACAGCUGGGUGCAACACCACGCUCAGCAUCAUCACCACGAGCAGUACCAACAUCAAUACAGUGGCGCCCUGACCAUCCUACCCACAACGGAAUCUCCCUUGACCGGAACGGGGGUGACGUCGGGUUCCCGGUUGUCGGGUUAUGGCUCGUCGGAAAGCUUGUAUCACCCUCACCAUCCCCAUUCCUCUGUCAGUGCUAUGAGCGAGAUGGGUCUCAAUCGGUACUCGCAACCUCCUCAGGCUCACCAACCUCUUCACCAUCAUCACAGCUUUAGCGUGAAUGUCAACGUCAUGGCCCAUGGAUCCCGCAUUCCGGGAGCGGGCAGCGUGGCCAACGGUCAGAUCCUGCCUCCUGUGUCUGGGUUCGGCCUCCCCGACCCGCCUCAGCCCAUGGUGCCCCUGAAGAAGCGGGGCCGCAGACGUUGGGGCCGAAAGAAGGUGACGGUCCACACUUGUAGCUAUGAAGGCUGUAAUAAGACGUACACCAAGUCCAGCCAUUUGAAGGCCCAUCUUCGAACUCACACGGGCGAGAAGCCUUAUCUCUGUACCUGGAAAGGCUGCGGAUGGAAAUUUGCCCGAUCCGAUGAGUUGACUCGUCAUUUUCGGAAGCAUACGGGUGAUCGGCCGUUCCAAUGUCGACUCUGCGAACGAGCCUUCUCUCGUUCCGACCAUUUGGCUCUGCACAUGAAGCGACAUAUCAGCGUUUAGUGUCCCACGUCCUGCUUGAUUCCGGACCAUCUCGAGUCAUGGGCAUUCUUUCCCCUCAAAACUGACUUGAAACCUUAUCAGUGAUUCGGACUCGCCAUUGGUGCUUCUUCACGUUUCAGGGAAAUUGCAAACAGAUGUGUUUUUGGUGCAUGUUAUUUCCAAAGCCCUCGUGGCCCCGGUCGUUCGUUGGUUCGUUCGUCGUCGUCGUUUUCGAAGCCGCCAUGUGACUCAUUUUGAACGAGAGAGGCAAAAAAGAGAAAACCAGCUCCUCAUCCAUCCAUUGAGUGGUAGUACAGUGCAGCAACCAUAAUCGAAGUUCCCCCAUGCCACCAUGGCCUACUAGCCAUCAGAAAAAUGUGGUAGUGACUUUCAGUGUGUGAGUGGUGGGGGGACUCCACCCUUCCUGAUUACUACACAUACACACACACACACACACACACACACACAUUUCGGAGUUCUUUCCAACGACGUCCGUAGUACCAAGACCAAGCACGAAGAAGACGAACAUCAACAGCAUACAUAGAACAUGCCGAAAAAUUCAUGCCAUACUCGAACCAAAUCUCCAUAGAAUCUCUCUGUUUCUGUUUCUUCUUUAUCUCUCCAUGUGCCCCAAAAUGCAAUGAGAAACAUCUUUUUCUUGCGCCCCUGCAACAACCAAGUAAGCAGGAAGACACAGAAAGCGAGCCAUUUCGACCC
Tigriopus californicus is the source of this 2394-nucleotide messenger RNA. RefSeq names its product Kruppel-like factor 2. The transcript is spliced from 2 exons. The coding region runs from base 232 to 1698 and encodes 488 amino acids. Gene Ontology annotation, biological process: regulation of transcription by RNA polymerase II. NCBI's taxonomy places the organism in Eukaryota, Metazoa, Arthropoda, Copepoda, Harpacticoida, Harpacticidae. Gene Ontology annotation, molecular function: RNA polymerase II cis-regulatory region sequence-specific DNA binding; DNA-binding transcription factor activity, RNA polymerase II-specific. The record is from RefSeq and is a predicted model, not a curated record.